Podospora bellae-mahoneyi is the source of this 1991-nucleotide messenger RNA. RefSeq lists its product as uncharacterized. Lineage: Eukaryota; Fungi; Ascomycota; Sordariomycetes; Sordariales; Podosporaceae. Gene Ontology annotation, biological process: regulation of DNA damage checkpoint. The record is from RefSeq and is a predicted model, not a curated record. The transcript has 2 exons. Gene Ontology annotation, molecular function: protein binding; DNA binding. Gene Ontology annotation, cellular component: nucleus. Bases 216 to 1781 code for a protein of 521 amino acids.
GCGACUCGAGCGCGUCGGGCUUAAUUGAUUUUCGGCUGCCAGCGCGACAGUUCACGUUUUGCUUUCUCUUGUCUUUGUCCACCUUCAGGUUGCUCUUUGGCACAAGGAACCUCCAACCUCGAUCACCUUGCUUAGUUUUUGACAGCUCUUGACACCCUCCAUUGGACUUUGACUUUGGUUUUCGAGAUAUUUAAUUGCUCUCAGCUCGACACAAAAUGCCCCCUAAGAAGGAGCCCGUCAUCAGUGCCUUUGAGCGGAAGCGUUUGGAGAAUAUUGCGGCGAACAAUGCGAUCCUCAGUGGGAUAUCAGCGACGGCUGAUAAGAUCAUCCCUUCGAAAGCGACACCCACGAAAACCAAGGCGAAAAAAUCUACGCCACGUAAACGCGAACCGACCAAAGUCGCCCACCAGCCCGCCACAAGAAGAAGCACGCGCUUAGCUGGUGUCGACGCUGACAACGACACCCUUAAGCGCAAGUUUGAGGUCGAGGUCGAGGCCGCGGCUGAGAAGGCGAAAGCCAAGAAGCUCCGAGUCAACGGAGACUUGCAGCUAGGAGACAUUUCGGUAGAGGGGCGCAAAUGGGAAGGCGGUGUUGACGGACUCGGGCUGCUCAAGGGCUUGUCAGUUCGCGGUGCCCAACCUGGUGUCAAAACCUUUGACGAAGACGAUGUCGAGGAGACUUCAGAUGAGAAUCUCAAGGAGCUGAGACUGCGCAUGCGCAAUCUCAAGAUGUACGAUAAAUGGCCAGUUGCCGACAUUAAGAUUGUUCCGCAGCGCAUCUACUCAAUGGGCUUCCAUCCAACAGAGGACAAACCGAUCAUCUUUGCCGGUGAUAAGGAAGGGGCCAUGGGUAUCUUCGAUGCGUCCCAAGAGCCGAUCAAGACCGAAGAUGACGAAGACGAAGAAAGCUACUCUGACCCCGUGAUAUCAGCAUUCAAGACGCACGCUCGCACCAUUACCUCUUUUCAAUUUUCCUCCGUCGAUGCCAAUGCCGUCUACACAUCCUCUUACGAUUCCUCCAUCCGCAAGCUCGACUUGGACAAGGGGGUAUCCACUCAGGUUUUUGCCCCGGUCGAUGCAGGCGUGGAGCUUCCCAUCAGUGCAAUGGACAUACCAUCGACGGACCCUAACACGAUUGUAUUCUCGACGCUAAAUGGUCAGCUUGGACGCCAUGACAUCCGGACCAAGCCGGCGGAUGCUGAGAUCUGGCAUCUCGUGGAUCCUAAAAUCGGAGGGUUUUCUUUACAUCCUCUACAGCCUCACCUUGUGGCUGCCGCAUCGCUCGACCGCACUUUAAAGAUCUGGGACUUGCGGAAAAUACAAGGGACGGGGGAUAUGCGAAAGCCCGUCUUGCUGGGAGAGCAUGAGUCCCGCUUGUCUGUCUCACAUGCUAGCUGGAGCAGCGCCGGCCAUAUUGCGACGUCUAGCUACGAUGAUACCAUCAAGAUCUACUCUUUCCCUGAUGCGGGCUCCUGGAAAGCAGGCGUCGAGCUUUUUGACGACCAGAUGGAACCAGUGCACAAGAUUGCCCAUAACAACCAAACUGGACGCUGGGUAACCAUCUUGAAGCCUCAGUGGCAGAAGAGCCCAUUUGACGGGAUUCAAAAGUUCGCCAUUGGCAACAUGAACCGGUUCGUGGACAUUUAUGCGGCGAACGGAGAGCAACUGGCACAGCUGGACGGCGAUGGCAUCACGGCUGUGCCGGCUGUAGCGCAUUUUCACCCUACAUUGGAAUGGGUUGCGGGCGGUAAUGCCAGCGGCAAGCUGUGCCUGUGGAUGUAGCUUCUCUGUAAUAUCUUAGGAAAUGGUUGAAGGGUUGUGUGGCUGGUUGGUUGGCAUUGAGUGUGGGACGAGGCGUGCGAGGUGAUGAUACCAUGUACAAUGCAACGGGAGUAAUGUGUAGUGUUUUGUAUGAGAAACUUUUGUAUGACUUGGAGGAGGAGAAGGCAGAACCUGGAAUAAUUAUAUUAUAUACAAUGCUGGGCUACCAAC